Messenger RNA from Balaenoptera musculus (blue whale), 1762 nucleotides. It is a transcript of the gene CFAP95, whose product is annotated as chromosome 6 C9orf135 homolog. Lineage: Eukaryota; Metazoa; Chordata; Mammalia; Artiodactyla; Balaenopteridae. Bases 1 to 690 code for a protein of 229 amino acids. Gene Ontology annotation, cellular component: plasma membrane. The transcript has 6 exons. The record is from RefSeq and is a predicted model, not a curated record.
AUGGGGAGCUGUGACAGCUCCUGCCAGGGUUGGUGUAGCGGUAGGCAACACUGGUUUGAACUCGGACCCACGGACUUGAUGGAGCGCAAGGGCUCCCUAACCCUCCGCUCCCAUCACAAGAAAUACUCGAAGCCAGUGCUGGUGUAUUCCUGGCACCGUGACAGAGAAACUUAUCCCAAAGAUUAUGAUAUAGAGGGUCCUGAACAAGUAAAAAAACUGUGUAAUUCAACAUAUUGGCGACUUGGAACCAACGAACCCCCAAUUUGGAUAUCAGAAACACAUGAGAAAAUGGCACAAGUUUGUUUAAACACAGAAUUGGCUGAAAUGAAGAGCGAAGCUUUAUUGAAUGAGGAAACGAUGAGCUCUGGAAUUAUUGAAAGGGACACUGGAUUGCCUACCACAGGUUUUGGAGCUCUCUUUCCUAGACACCCAUCAGAUUGGUGUGCAUUGACAACAUAUGCUGAAGAAUAUGCUCCACCGUAUGAAUAUCAGCCACUUGGUUAUCCUUGUCAAGAUGAUGAUUAUUCAGUUGUCCACAGAAAAUGCCAUUCUCAGUUCACAGAUCUAAAUGGUUCCAAAAGAUUUGGCAUCAACACCUGGCAUGAUGAGAGUGGGACUUAUGCCAAUUCAUAUGUAAAACGAGAACUCUACCCAUUAACCAGUGGCCCUGUUGUUCCCUUUUUAAAAUAAUGUAUGGAAUCAGAUUCUAUAACUAAUGAAAGGUAAUGGAUGUAGCAGUUGAUGAUUUUCUAUCCUAAUAAAUGCAGUGGAAAUAUUAUGAUAAUAGAUUCCUUUAACACAAAAUCUUAUAUUCUAGAACAGUGUGUAUAUCUUUCUUUUCAUAAGCUACUCUGGUAUUUUCCAAAGUUUAGUAUGUUUUUCACUGAAGGUAUAUAACCCAAUUCUAGAUGGUACUCGGAGGAAUUUUAUUUUAUGUUACUUUAUUUUGUUUUAUUUUAUUGACUGUGGAUUUAUUUUAAAUUUUAUUAGGAAAAAAUGCAUAAAGCUAACACAAUCAAGCUCAUGAUUGCUUAGGGUGUGUCUGAUUUAAAAAAAAGAGAUAACUUAAAUUCCACUUUUGAGUGAAUAAAAAUUUAGGUGGUACUCAAAUUCUACAUGAAACUCAAAUGGCUGAAGUUUGAGCAACAGGGCCCUAUAAUAAUGUUGAGUGCGUGUGUGUGUGUGUGUGUGUGUGUGUGUGUGUGUGUGUGUGUGUUUAUUGGGGAGGAGUGUGUCUGUUUAUAGACUUUAACAUAUCUAUGGUGGCUAGCUGCUCUGUGGAUUAUCAUUCAGCAUGGUGUUUUUCCUUACACAAUAUAACACUUUUUAUUGUAUGAAGUAGCUGAGAUGCAGACAGAAUCUUAGUGAAACUUUAGGGGUUUAAUGGAAAAUCCAGUCAUCUAGUGUUAAGUGUAGAAUAAAUCUUAGCAGUUGUUUUGACUCGCACUCCCGUUUUCCAGAUGAGCAGAGACUCACAGAGGUUCAAGUAGCUUGCCCAGGGUUACAUAAAUAGAUUCUAGUUGAUCUUUGAGGUACAUUUGAACUUUUGUUUUUUUCUGAGGAUGGGUUUAUUUAUUUGGUUGGCCUAGGUUAAAUUUACUCUCAUUGUUUUUCUUUAAAAAAGAAAUUCAUGAAAUAGUAUUUCAUGAUAAAUGCUAAUUUGAUUAGCAAAAUAUGGGGAAAACUAUAAGCCUUGUGAGUAGAGAAAUGAUAGUAAAUAAAGAAAAUGUGGAUAUGCCAAGGAAGCAUUCACCAGCAGAGU